This is a messenger RNA of Lingula anatina, 1107 nucleotides long. RefSeq names its product ribosyldihydronicotinamide dehydrogenase [quinone]-like. Gene Ontology annotation, cellular component: cytosol. The record is from RefSeq and is a predicted model, not a curated record. Gene Ontology annotation, molecular function: NAD(P)H dehydrogenase (quinone) activity. Lineage: Eukaryota; Metazoa; Brachiopoda; Lingulata; Lingulida; Lingulidae.
AUGUCGGGUUAUCAAACACAAUGCCCAUCUUAAAAGUAAAGAUAUUAUGGUAUACGUAAAAAGAACAACGAAUUGAAAUAAUCUGCUAUCAGCUUGUUUCAUUGUAAAAUACGUACGUACCAUAUGCAUAAGGUGGGUUCGAUGGAACCCCGCGAGUCCCCUCCGGGCUCGUUACAAAUUUGCGUUUCAGGUCACCCAAAUGCAUUUGUGCCUGCUCAUAGCAAUUACCGGUACUUGACACAGCCAGUGGUUAAACCAGUAGUGCGUUUAAUGUGUUUUCUUGAACUCUGUAAUUUUACAUUGUUAUUUAUUUAUCGGCAUGGAGCGUCCUUCAGCCAAGGACUUGAUAAAAGGAUUUGAGAGCGGCGGAGUCAAAGGGAAAAAGCUUCACGUGCUGUUCGUGUACGCGCACCAAGAACCCAAAUCCUUCAACGGGGCUUUGAAAGAUGUCGCCGUGGAGGUCCUACGUGAAUUAGGACACACUGUGGAGAUAUCGGACUUGUACGCCCAGAACUUCAACCCUCUUUGUACAAGAAACGAGAUCAAAGGGGAAAUACUAAAUCCCAACCACUUCAAUUACAGCCAAGAGACACAAAAUACUUAUAAGAAUAGUACUCUCCCCGAGGACAUUGUCUCUGAACAAGAAAAGCUUAAUAGAGCUGAUUUGGUCAUUUUCCAAUUCCCAAUGUAUUGGAUGUCCUUCCCGGCUAUCCUGAAAGGCUGGUUUGACAGGGUGUUUACCUUGGGAUAUGCAUUUACAUUAGAAGCAAUGUGUGAUGAAGGUCUUCUUAAAGUACAAGUCUUAAGGUCAGGCAACGCAGACGUCGUAAAACUGCUCUAUUGCGUGACCCGUCAUCACAGAAGUCACCCAUGCAGUGACCGUAUUUUGCCGGCUUCCGACAUGCGUUCACCACAGGGAGGAAUCCAGCGUUAGCAUUAUAUACAAGACCGUACUCAGCAAUUUUCAACACGGGUCUAUUUCUGAAAAAGUGGACCUUUCUUCAUAAAACGUAUACCUAGAUCAAAUUUCACACAGAGUGGACCUUUUCCUGUCAAAAAGGACGUUUUUUUUAACCCUCCAAGCUCAACCUCUCUUCGGGCCUGAAU